AUGUUGAUAGCAACAACUAGACGUAUACGAAUCAUCUCACUGACUGGUACUGGAUACAAGACUUCCAUAGGAACAGGAUACGAUCUCUCCAACUCUGUUUUCUCGCCAGACGGCCGUAACUUUCAAGUAGAAUAUGCGGUAAAAGCAGUUGAGAACGGUGGCACGUCUAUCGGUAUACGGUGCAAGGACGGUGUUGUCCUUGCCGUGGAGAAGAUUAUCAGCAGCAAACUACUCAAGCCUGGCGCCAAUAAGAGAAUAGCAACCGUUGACAGGAACAUUGGCAUAGUCUCUUCUGGUCUGAUUCCAGAUGGACGACACUUCGUUUCCAGAGCUCGUGACGAAGCGUCUUCGUGGAGAAGUACAUAUAAAGGGCCAAUCCCAACGGACGUGCUGGCCAGUCGGUUAGGUGGAUAUGUUCAGGCAUAUACCCUAUAUUCCUCCGUUCGGCCAUUCGGUAUCUCUGCCAUAAUCGGGGGGUGGGAUUCAGAGGCUGAAUUGCCGGUAGACGGGCAGGUUGGGACUGGCCCUGAAUCAGGCGCAGGCGGUAAAGUCAAGGGAAGCAAGGCUGGUGGUCCUGGCCUGUUCAUGAUCGAGCCCAGCGGCGCCUACUGGGGCUACUACGGAGCCGCGACAGGCAAAGGCCGUCAAGCCGCCAAGGCCGAGCUGGAGAAACUAGACCUUCCAGCCGGUAAACUGAGCUUGCUGGAUGGUGUCAAGGAGGCCGCUAGGAUCAUUUACAUCUCUCACGAAGACAGCAAGGACAAAGAGUUUGAGCUGGAGAUGACAUGGAUCAGCAGUCUGGACGGACCUACCAAGGGCAGACACGAGGAGGUUCCGAAGAAUCUGCUGGAGGAGGCAGAGAACCUCGCCAGGAAAGCCCUGACCGAAGAGGAAGAAGACGACGACGACGAGGAUGAAGAAGACGAUAAGAUGGAGGAAUAG
Molecule: messenger RNA, 942 nt
Organism: Microsporum canis CBS 113480
Lineage: Eukaryota; Fungi; Ascomycota; Eurotiomycetes; Onygenales; Arthrodermataceae
Product: proteasome component C1
Exons: 4
Coding region: 1-942 (313 amino acids)
Biological process (GO): ubiquitin-dependent protein catabolic process
Cellular component (GO): proteasome core complex; nucleus; proteasome core complex, alpha-subunit complex
Source: RefSeq, a predicted model, not a curated record